AUUCAAAGAUAAUGAUUGACUGAUUGAUCAAAGUCAGAUUAUGUAAAGGUCUCUAAAAUGUGAAACUACUGAAAUAUAUUUUUAUAAACAAACGCAUGAUAAUACGGUACUGAAGUAUGUACUAUUUAAAUUUUUUUUCAGAUAUGUCUGAAGCGGGCAUGUUUACUAGUAGCACAGCCUUCUGUGUAAGAUGUGGAUCAAUUUUACCACUCCUUCAGAGAUUUGGAUCGGUGAAGUGUUAUGGCUGUAAAGUUUUCUAUGAUGCUUCAAAUUAUAACAAUCUUAAAUUUGAAUACACUGUAAAUUUUAAUGCAGUGUCUGUCACAAGUAAUAAGGCUAUAAUUAACUUGGAUAAUCCAGAAGGCCCUGUUGUUGAAAGGAAAUGUCCAAAAUGUGGCAAUGAUAGGAUGUCAUAUGCUACAUUGCAGUUGCGGUCAGCUGAUGAAGGGCAGACAGUGUUCUAUACAUGUACAUCUUGCAGGUACAAAGAAACUGAAAACUCAUAGUCAGCAAUUUAUAAAAUUAAGUUAAUAUUUUUUAUUUGUUAUGAAAUUGUGUUAAAUAUUAUAGGAAUUUGUUUAAUGCAAAGGGACUUUUAUGAUUCAUUCUGAGACAUA
Molecule: messenger RNA, 617 nt
Organism: Diatraea saccharalis (sugarcane borer)
Lineage: Eukaryota; Metazoa; Arthropoda; Insecta; Lepidoptera; Crambidae
Source: the annotation of a GenBank genome assembly